Messenger RNA from Colletotrichum karsti, 1236 nucleotides. RefSeq lists its product as uncharacterized. The transcript has a single exon. NCBI's taxonomy places the organism in Eukaryota, Fungi, Ascomycota, Sordariomycetes, Glomerellales, Glomerellaceae. The record is from RefSeq and is a predicted model, not a curated record. The coding region runs from base 1 to 1236 and encodes 411 amino acids.
AUGCGCACCCACCCAUCAUCUCCACUCGUCCUCGCUUUCGUACUCCUCCUACUCGCCGCCUCUGCGACAUCGCGGGAACAAGAUGACGGUGAUCAACCCGUCCAACAUCCCCCGCCGGCAGACACAUCUGACGCGCAGCUCUCGUGGCCAUCCGCCUUCUGGGCUCUUGUUGCCGUCGCCCUCAGCACCGCACUCCAGCCCUCGGGUCGUAUUGUCGGCUUCCCCUCCUCUUGGAGUCCUGCGCUGAAGUUCUCGCCCGUCUUCUGCAUCAUCAACACCGUCGAGGCUCUCCGCUGCAUCGGUAUUCGCCGCAACCCCGAAUGGACUCUUGUCGUCGCGCCGUACAAGUACGACACGGACGCAGACCCGGCUCACAGUGACGUGGGUGCCUUGCAGCGCAACACUCUCCUUCGCGUCAUUGCCUUCGUCCUGGGUCCUCUGUUGCAGGCGACGAAGCUUUAUGCCUGCAGGGGCAUCUUCUGGAUCCAGCUCUUGGCUACUAUUUAUCUCGCGAGCUUCCUCUGCGACGAGGUUACGCUCUGUCUCCUAUGGCUGACCGGAUCCACCCAGGGCAGGAAUAGUGUCACCGGACUCGUCGAAGCAAUAUCUGGUUCCAUCAGAAGCCCACCUCCGUCAGCUUUUGCGGCAUUCGGCCAUGACAUGACGGGAGAUGCUCGUCCUACGACCCAACAAGAGUUCGCUUUAUUUGUCUCUUACAUGUUCAUCAACUGGUUCGUGCUCACUGUCAUCACGGGAAUAGGCAUCAAGGAGCCUGUUAUCGUGGACAUCGUUGAGUUCCUAAUCUUCCUUGGACUCUACGCGUCAGCCGUCGCAUGUGGCAUCAUUUCUCGCAGAAAAGGCAACACAACGGACCGGAUCUUUUGGGAUGCCAUCUGCGGAGCAUCCGUGCCUUUCUUGAUACAUUCCAACAUUAGUCUCCUUCACAAGAACUGCACCCCAAUGGCAAUCAUUCUAGGAAACGGUCUUAUUGAUUUCCAUGGGAAGCCGACCUCCAAGGCCUGGAUGUGGAAGCUUGUGUGCUGGGCAUCAAUAUUUACGUGUGCCCUCAUGGCACGGAGUAUCUAUCCAGUUGAUCGCCACAUGAUACCGAAGCCGACAUGGCUAUUUCUGUCAUUGUGGGCGAUCACUCAUAUGGGAACCGGACUGCUCAUGUUGAAGUUUUCGCAUGACCCAGCCCAGUCGUAUAAGCCAGCGUGGACAGAUUUCUUGGGAUAA